AUGCGAUUGCUGCCGACGGUCGGGGCGAAGACGCUGGCGAGGAAUAUGAGCGGGUACGACUUGAAUAAAAAAGGAACGGCGCUCGGCGAGCGACGCGUGCCGGAGAGCGGGGGGUUAGCGGCCGGAUGCGCGUACGCGGUGGCGCUGACGAUGCAGCAGUUGUGCCAGAGGGGUAUUCGAUGGUGGUUCGGGCAGAGCGCGAGCGGGACGAACGCGUGGGCGCUCGAGCAGAACAGCGCGUUGGCGUGCGUCGGAUUUAUGAUCUUCUUGGGCUUCGUGGACGACGUGCUGGAUUUGCCUUGGCGAGUGAAGAUUGUCAUGCCGGGAUUCGCGGCGCUGCCGCUUUUGUUGUCCUACAGCGGUGGUACGACGGUGCUCAUACCAUCGCCCGUUCGCGCGUUGCUAGAGUUACCGGCGGGCGUUCGAUCGAUCGACGUCGGGCCGCUGUAUCUGUGCUACAUGUGGCUUUUGGUGGUGUUUUGCUCCAACUCGAUCAACAUCCACGCCGGAUUGAACGGGCUCGAGGCGGGGCAAUCGUUGAUCAUCGCCGGUGCGAUUUUGUUACUCAACGUGUUGUCGUUAGCGAACGAUCCGUCCACGGAGCCGGUGACCGCCGGCGCGCACUUGUUUAGCAUUUUUUUGACGCUGCCAUUCUUCGCCACGACGCUGGCGUUGUUGCGGCACAAUUGGUAUCCGUCGAAAAUAUUCGUCGGAGACACGUACACGUACUUCGCGGGUAUGACGCUCGGCGUCGUGGGCACGCUCGGGCACUUCAGCGAAACGUUGCUGUUGUUCUUUCUUCCACAAGUGCUCAACUUUGUGUACAGCACGCCGCAGCUCUUCAAGAUCGUGCACUGUCCGCGUCACCGUCUGCCCAUUUUCGAUCCCAAGACGGGGCUUUUGCAUCCAUCGAUGGCGACAGAGACGAGAUACAACAUGAAUCUCGUGACUUUAUUCUUGCGCCUCUUCGGUCCUUGCACCGAGCGCGUCUUGUGCGCGCGUCUGUUGGCGUUUCAGUUUCUUUCGUGCGCGUUCGCCUUCGUCGCGCGCCACGCGCUGACGGGCGUCUGGAAGUAG
Messenger RNA from Ostreococcus lucimarinus CCE9901, 1077 nucleotides. RefSeq lists its product with no specific name. Bases 1 to 1077 code for a protein of 358 amino acids. The record is from RefSeq and is a predicted model, not a curated record. Gene Ontology annotation, cellular component: membrane. Gene Ontology annotation, molecular function: UDP-N-acetylglucosamine-dolichyl-phosphate N-acetylglucosaminephosphotransferase activity. The transcript has a single exon. Gene Ontology annotation, biological process: dolichol-linked oligosaccharide biosynthetic process; protein N-linked glycosylation. NCBI's taxonomy places the organism in Eukaryota, Viridiplantae, Chlorophyta, Mamiellophyceae, Mamiellales, Bathycoccaceae.